UUGGCUGUGAAGGUUGUGAUAAUAAUGUCAGUAAAAGUUUUGCGUCUCUUGGCGCUUUUAUGGGGGACUUUUCAGUUCGCUGCAGCGGGAUCAUAUGAAGGCUACAAAUUAUAUGAAAUUGCAACAGAGACGAUUGCUCAACGGAAUGCGCUGAACGCGCUCGCCCAAGAGGAUGCUGAUAAAUAUAACUUCCUCUCCCUGAGUCGCUUGCAUACGCAAAACGCUCGUGUGCUUGUAGCGCCCGCACAUGAUGAGAGUUUCCAAGCAGAGUUGCGUAAUCAAGAAAUACCAUUUGAGUUGAAAAACACCAAUUUCGGACGCACCAUCCAAACUGAGGUGCUACAGAACCGUAUGCUACGGCAAGCGAAGCCCUACAAUGGUACCGGUCGUCUAGGUACCGAACGUUACUACUCACACGAUGAAAUCAAUGCUUACUUGGACGAUUUGGCGACACGUUAUCCCACACGCGUAUUCGUACGAAUUGUGGGUAAGACCUAUGAGGGACGCAUACUCAAAACGAUUACCAUUACCAAUGGCGAUGGUGUUACCGGCAAGAAUGUGGUUUUCAUGGAUGGCGCCUUCCAUGCAUGCGAAUGGAUCUCACCGGCCACUGUAGUUUAUGCUAUUGGUGAAUUGGUGGAGAAUUUCGAAGCUCACGCUGAGUUAUUGCAAGCUUACGAUUGGGUUAUAUUACCGGUGAUGAAUGCUGAUGGCUACGAGUAUACACAGUCGGCGAGCGCUUUCCGUUUAUGGCGUAAGACACGUCAGCCCUUGACACUGAACGGUGUUACAUGCUAUGGUACCGACCCGAAUCGUAACUUCGACUUUCAUUGGAUGGGUAAGGGUGCCUCCUCGAAUCCGUGUUCGGACAUUUAUGCUGGCCCGAGUGCAUUCUCUGAACCCGAAGCGGUGGUGGUGCGUGAUAUUAUGCAUUCGCUGCGCGACCGUGGUAUUUUGUAUCUGACUGUACACUCAUACGGCUCUGCGCUCUUCUAUCCGUGGGGCUGGGGACCUGAGCUACCCGACACUUGGGAGGAUCUACACGAGGUGGCUAUGGUUGGCGCCGAUGCUAUACGUGACUAUAGCGGCAGCGAAUACGAGGUGGGCUCCUCGACAGCACUUUAUGGUGAAGCUGCUGGUGCCAGCGAUGAUUAUGCAUUCAGUGAAGGUUUUACGCUAUCCUAUACUAUGGAGCUACCUCAUGGUGGGGAUAGCGGUUUCGAUCCGCCACCAUCGGAUAUCGAUCGGUUGGUGAAAGAGACUUGGGCGGGCAUACGUGCGAUGGGCAAGAAGGUAACAACCAAGUAUCCAACACCAAAACAAACGUUAUCAUAAUUUUGUCGAACAAUACAAGGCAUUUUCGUAAAAGAAAUUGGAAUUUACCGUAAUAAAUAACUAUUUCGUAUUUGCAGAGCUUUGAAA
Messenger RNA from Bactrocera latifrons, 1422 nucleotides. Its product is annotated as carboxypeptidase B-like. Gene Ontology annotation, molecular function: zinc ion binding; metallocarboxypeptidase activity. The transcript is spliced from 3 exons. Gene Ontology annotation, biological process: proteolysis. The record is from RefSeq and is a predicted model, not a curated record. Bases 25 to 1335 code for a protein of 436 amino acids. NCBI's taxonomy places the organism in Eukaryota, Metazoa, Arthropoda, Insecta, Diptera, Tephritidae.